Adineta ricciae is the source of this 771-nucleotide messenger RNA. The record is from the annotation of a GenBank genome assembly. Lineage: Eukaryota; Metazoa; Rotifera; Eurotatoria; Adinetida; Adinetidae.
AUGCAGCACAUUGACGGAUUUCAAACUACGGAUUCAUUCCGAUUUGAUCGGGAUACUUCGACAUCAUCCAUAUCUCUAUCAUCGUCUUCGGGCUAUGGAUCACGUUCAAGCUUAUUCUCCUCGUCCAAUCGACGAAAUGGUUUGACGAAAUAUUUCAAGGAGAAAAUAGCUCAACAUAAAAGUCUCGCUUCACUUAUCUUCUCAUCAAAAAUUAAUGUUAACACGGAUAGUCAAAUAGAAAUCUACGAAAGUGUAUGGAAUUUAGACGAACAAAUCGAUAAAUUACGUUCACAACUUGAUCAUCAAGCCAGUUUCGAUACUCAGUCGAUUAUAUCAAUGUCAGUGGAUGAAUACGAACAAGAAUCAAUGACAAACGACGAGGAACUAUUGUCGCUUGCCGCUUGGUAUCAAGAAGGCCUACCGCGCGAUAUCUGCGAAGAAUAUUUAAACAAUGAUCAGAAACCAAUUGGUUCAUUUUUGAUUCGCCAUAGUUACACUUAUCGACAACAUCCAUUUGUUUUAUCUUUGAAAACAACGUCGUCAUCUGUUGAACAUUUUCUUAUUGAACGAACAAUUAAUCAUGAUGGCUAUCGUUUACAAGGGUCAUUAAAAACAUUUCCUAAUUUAAGUACGCUUGUUCUUCAUCAUACGAUCGUGCCGGAUAUCCUUCCUGUUACACUCGUAUUACCACUUAUACAUUCAUCAUUGACACCUCUUCAUCAUAUCAAUCAACAGCGUUCAUCAAACGUUAUUCGUUCUGUGCGAUUCUAG